AUGGACAAGGAACGCUUGGAGAUGGCCAACUCUUUUGGGAUGAUUCCGGUGCACAUCAAUGACCAUAAGGAUGUUGCCGAUUACCUCUUAUCGGUUGAGCCACAUGGAAUGGGUCGUCCAAUCGAUGCAAACAGCUUCCGCUUCCCGGUUUCAGUCGCGCACAAGGCGAUGCGAGCAGUGCGACUGGAGGUCGACAAGAGCGACUCUAUCUCGGUGGAUACCAAGACUAGUCGCAAGCGAGGCAACCUGAUCCUCGUUAGUGACUUCUUCUUCAGCACCGACAACUUCCCCAUUGACAUACUCAUGGAGAAGAGUAUUACGUUGCGGGGCGGGCAGCUGUUUUACCAGAAGAUAAGAAACGCCCUUCUUUUGGAGUUUCGCAGAGGCGCUAAUUUCGAGCCCAGCACUUCCUAG
Pseudomassariella vexata is the source of this 414-nucleotide messenger RNA. RefSeq lists its product as uncharacterized. NCBI's taxonomy places the organism in Eukaryota, Fungi, Ascomycota, Sordariomycetes, Amphisphaeriales, Pseudomassariaceae. The coding region runs from base 1 to 414 and encodes 137 amino acids. The record is from RefSeq and is a predicted model, not a curated record. The transcript has a single exon.